Messenger RNA from Striga asiatica, 669 nucleotides. Lineage: Eukaryota; Viridiplantae; Streptophyta; Magnoliopsida; Lamiales; Orobanchaceae. The record is from the annotation of a GenBank genome assembly.
GUUAGGAGAUUAGAGGCACAGGGGGUGCCGUCGAAGCAGGCGGAAGCCAUAACGGGGGCAAUGAUGGAAGUCCUGAAUGAUAGCUUGGACAAUGCUUCCUUUUGGUUUGUUUCCAAAGGUGAAAUGCAAAGAAAUGAGAUGACACAGGAAUCAAAUUUAUCCAAAUUCAAGACUGAAGUUAAAAGUUCACAGGACCACCAUUUUUCUCUUUUGCAACACGAGACUGAGAAACUCAAGGUUGAUAUAGAAAAGAUGAUGGAAAAGCUCAAGAGUGAUCUAGAAAAGAUGCGUAGUGAUCUAAGGAGAAUUCGCGACGAGCUGAACAAUCAAAAUCAAGAAACCACUAACCUGACUAAUAAACUUGAUCGAGAAAUUCAUGCAUUGCGUGCUCAGUUAGAAGCAGCGAAGUAUGAUGUGAUCAAAUACUGCAUAGGUUCGUUAGCAUCUGUGGCUGCCGUUGGUCUAGCCGUAAUCCGUAUUCUGAUUCGCUAUCUCCGGCGGUCCGGCGUCUUAAGCCUCUCGACACAGUACACACUCGCGAAGUCCGACAAAGCCUCUUCUUCGCGCCUCGACCGCUCGACGCCUCACCUCCGAAGUCCGACCCAAAAGCUCCGGCCGCUCCUCGCCUUGCCUCUAAGACCCGCCUCACCUCCGAGGCUCCGACAUAAA